AUGGCUUCCACCAAGCAGACUCCUAGUUCCGGUGCCCAUCCAAAGGAAGGGCCUCGAACACGAGGGAUGCGAACCCACUCGAAGCUGUCAGAUUUUCUCUUUCCACUCUUCGUUUCUACUUAUCGUAGAAGAAAACAAUCUUCCUCAGAGGCAGCUAACCCAUCUCUCCAGGUCCUCCUACACACCCAAACCCCGCCACCUGGCUACACUUUCGUCCCCAAAGGCAACGUCUACAUCACCCGCAACAGCCGUCUCCAAACCCACCAAUCCAACAAACCCGUCUACACGGUGGAACAUUCUAAAACCAAGCGCACGUUAGGCAUCUGUGUGCCAUUAGAUAUCCAUGCCAGAGUUCUUGACCUCGCUGCCGAUACCUCUGAGGCACGUGGGCUUGCAGUCGCCCAAAAGGACGCCCGCCAUGCACGCCAUGCUAAGGCUGCUCUGGAGCGUGGAUUCCCUUACAUCCCGGCUCAGGACAUGCGUGCAAUCCUAAACCACGCCUUUCUCAAAGGCUCUGGCCGUGUGGGACGCAGUGGCACGGUCGGUAGCGAUGAAAGAAAAGUGGAGUUGGCAGCUGAGGCGCACAUUCGCCAUGUGCAUACGGGUUACGAAGGUCUUCUAGAUUCCGGAAUGGACCGGGAAGACGCCAGGAAGCUUGUGUGGGACAGGGUGAAAGAGGUCAAGAGGAUGUGGAAGGAAGGAGUAUGA
Messenger RNA from Coccidioides immitis RS, 708 nucleotides. RefSeq lists its product as uncharacterized. Lineage: Eukaryota; Fungi; Ascomycota; Eurotiomycetes; Onygenales; Onygenaceae. The record is from RefSeq and is a predicted model, not a curated record. The transcript has 2 exons. The coding region runs from base 1 to 708 and encodes 235 amino acids.